This is a messenger RNA of Notothenia coriiceps (black rockcod), 3394 nucleotides long. RefSeq names its product sodium-driven chloride bicarbonate exchanger-like. Gene Ontology annotation, biological process: bicarbonate transport; monoatomic anion transport; transmembrane transport. Lineage: Eukaryota; Metazoa; Chordata; Actinopteri; Perciformes; Nototheniidae. The transcript is spliced from 25 exons. Gene Ontology annotation, cellular component: basolateral plasma membrane; plasma membrane. The record is from RefSeq and is a predicted model, not a curated record. The coding region runs from base 208 to 3372 and encodes 1054 amino acids. Gene Ontology annotation, molecular function: sodium:bicarbonate symporter activity; solute:inorganic anion antiporter activity; monoatomic anion transmembrane transporter activity.
CACCCCGGCUUGAACGCGUGUAAUAGGAAGCACUGCCUCCCUCCUUCAUGCGUAAAUUAUGUAGGGCAGGACGGGAAUGCUGUGCUACCUCCAUUUGAGAAAACCCGGCCGGUGAAUGUGAGGGGGGAAAACACCAAAAGACGAAUUCAAGCAGCGUUUCGACUGAGCAUCACGACCUGCCUCUUGUGAAGCAAAGGAGAGGAAAAUAUGGACAUCACGGACCAAGGAGCUCAAAUGGAGCCGCUCUUACCCACGGAACCAAGUUCCCAAGGAAGUACAGAUGUGAGAGCUGAUGAGGAGGCAGUGGUGGACCGUGGGGGCACGCGCUCCAUGCUCAACACCAACUUUGAGAAGGAAGAACUCGAAGGUCACCGCACUCUCUACAUCGGGGUUCACGUUCCUCUGGGCAGGAGGUCGCACCGACGUCACCGUCACCAUGGACACAAACACAGGAAGAGGUCCAAGGAGAGGGACUCUACAACUGAUGAUGGAAGAGAAUCUCCGUCUCACACAGACACACCAGCUCAGAGGGUGCAGUUCCUGUUGGGGACAGAGGAUGCCGAUGAGGAACACAUUCCUCAUGCCCUGUUUACGGAGCUAGACGAAAUCUGCCUCAGGGAGGGUGAGGACGCAGAAUGGAAAGAGACAGCCAGGUGGCUCAAGUUUGAGGAGGAUGUUGAGGACGGUGGUGAGCGGUGGAGUAAACCCUACGUAGCCACUCUGUCUCUACACAGCCUUUUUGAGCUUCGUAGCUGCAUCAUGAACGGCACCGUGAUGCUGGACAUGAGGGCCAACUCGCUGGAGGAGAUCGCAGAUAUGGUUCUGGAUCAGCACGAGCUGUCAGGUCCUGUAGGUCCAGAAGCCAGGAGGAGGAUCCGCGAGGCUCUGCUCAAACAGCACCACCACCAAAACCACAAGAAACUGGCCAACCGCAUACCCAUCGUACGCUCCUUCGCUGAUAUCGGCAAGAAGCAAUCUGAGCCUCAUUCCAUGGACAAGAAUGGCCAAACAGUCUCACCUCAGUCCCAGUCGACUAACAAUGAUGGCAAACAGGACGUGAGCAGAGAAAACAGUGCUGUGGACUUCAGCAAGAUUGACCUCCACUUCAUGAAGAAGAUCCCUCCCGGUGCUGAGGCGUCUAACGUCCUAGUGGGGGAGCUGGAAUUCUUAGAGCGCCCCGUGGUGGCCUUUGUCCGCCUGUCCCCUGCUGUGCUGCUCAACGGCCUGGCUGAGGUUCCCAUCACUACAAGGUUUCUUUUCAUCCUGCUAGGCCCUUUGGGAAAAGGUCCACAGUAUCAUGAAAUUGGCCGGUCUAUUGCUACACUCAUGACUGACGAGAUUUUCCAUGAUGUUGCUUACAAGGCCAAAGACAGGAAUGACCUGGUGGCAGGCAUCGAUGAGUUUCUGGACCAGGUGACAGUGUUACCUCCUGGAGAGUGGGACCCCUCCAUCAGAAUAGAACCUCCCAAAAACGUGCCCUCUCAGGAAAAGCGAAAGAUUCCCCCUCUUCCCAACGGAGUGACAGAUCUUGGAGAGUCGGAGGACCACGGAGGACACGGUGGGCCUGAGCUGCAGCGCACUGGGAGGCUUUUUGGAGGGUUGUUCUUGGACAUUAAACGGAAGGCCCCUCAUUACCUUUCCGACUUCAAAGAUGCCAUCAGCCUGCAGUGUCUGGCCUCCUUCCUCUUUCUCUACUGCGCCUGCAUGUCACCCGUCAUCACCUUUGGAGGACUCCUGGGGGAGGCCACAGAGGGACGGGUGAGUGCUAUCGAGUCCCUGUUUGGGGCUUCCAUGACUGGAAUCGCCUACUCUAUUUUCGCGGGGCAGCCGCUCACCAUCCUGGGCAGCACUGGGCCUGUGCUUGUCUUUGAGAAAAUCCUCUUCAAGUUCUGCGCUGAGUAUGGCCUCUCCUACCUCUCCCUGAGGGCCUGUAUUGGCCUGUGGACAGCCUUCUUCUGUCUGCUGCUGGUGGCCACGGAUGCCAGCUCGCUCGUCUGCUACAUCACUCGCUUCACUGAGGAAGCUUUUGCUGCACUGAUCUGCAUCAUCUUCAUCUACGAGGCUCUGGAGAAGCUGCUCCACCUGGGGACGCAUUACCCCAUCAAUAAACACAACAACCUGCAGACUCUCACUCAGUACUCGUGUGCGUGUGUGGAGCCCAUAAACCCCAGCAAUGACACUCUGCAGUUCUGGGAAGAGAAAAACAUCACAGUCUCGCAGGUCAACUGGACCAUGCUGGAGGUCAAGGAGUGCGAGAUGUUUCACGGGGAGUUUGAGGGUACCGCCUGCGGACCCCAUGGCCCCUACGUCCCGGACGUCCUCUUCUGGUGCGUGGUCCUGUUCUUCUCCACCGUCCUCAUGGCCGCAUUCCUCAAGGAGUUCAAGACGAGCCGUUACUUCCCCACCAAGGUGCGCGCCAUCAUCAGUGACUUUGCUGUGUUCCUCACCAUCCUGACUAUGGUUCUUGUAGAUUACGCCCUGGGGAUCCCCUCACCUAAAUUACAGGUCCCCAGCAAGUUCAAACCCACCAGGGAUGAUCGUGGCUGGUUGAUAAACCCUGUGGGGCCCAACCCCUGGUGGACCACCAUCAUCACCUUCCUCCCUGCUCUCCUCUGCACCAUCCUCAUUUUCAUGGACCAGCAGAUCACAGCCGUCAUCAUCAACAGGAAGGAGCACAAACUAAAGAAAGGCUGUGGCUACCACCUGGACCUGUUUGUGGUGGGGGUGAUGCUGGGGGUGUGCUCGGUGAUGGGCCUGCCGUGGUUCGUGGCAGCCACCGUGCUCUCCAUCUCCCACGUGAACAGCCUGAAGCUGGAGUCGGAGUGCUCGGCCCCCGGAGAGCAGCCCAAGUUCCUGGGCAUCCGAGAGCAGCGCUUCACCGGCCUCAUGAUCUUCACCCUGAUGGGCUGCUCCGUCUUCAUGACCUCUGUGCUAAAGUUCAUCCCCAUGCCUGUGCUGUACGGAGUCUUCCUCUACAUGGGGGCUUCCUCCCUCAGAGGCAUUCAGUUCUUUGACCGUCUGAGGCUGUUCGGCAUGCCGGCCAAACAUCAGCCAGACUUCAUCUACCUUCGGCACGUCCCUCUGAGGAAGGUGCACCUCUUCACCAUCGUCCAGCUCACCUGCUUGGUCCUGCUCUGGGUCAUCAAGACCUCCAAGGCGGCCAUCGUCUUCCCCAUGAUGGUCUUGGCUCUGGUGUUUAUCCGGAAGCUGCUGGAUCUCAUGUUCACCAAGAGAGAGCUGAGCUGGCUGGAUGAUCUGAUGCCCGAGUGGAAGAAGAAGAAACUAGAGGACGCAGACGAAGAGGAGGAGCACAGUAUUAUUGCAGAGGAAGAAGGCAUUGUACAAGUGCCAAUGGAGGGACACCUCAAGUAAGUCAUUUCAUUGCAUUUAACCC